AUGCUCCUUUCCACAGAGGAAGGACUUGUUUUCGCGACAAUUCUUUCGUUUAUUUUUAUCUUUGGUUUUCUGGGGAAUAUUUUGGUGUGUUUGGCGAUUUAUUUCGACAAAGACCUCCGUCAACAUCAAUCGAACUUUUUCCUUUUUAACCUGGCGGUCACUGAUCUGUUAACAGGAACCUUUGUGAUUCCAUUUUGUAUCGCGGCACUUAUCCAUGGAGACUGGAUGUUUGGUGAUAUCUGGUGUCAAACAACGGCUUUCGUCUACUAUAGUUUGGCAAUUGUUGGAGUUGAAACGUUGGCUUUUAUAAGCUGGGACCGUUAUUACGCAAUUUUUCGCCCUCUUAAGUACAGAUCGAACGUGACGCUGAAAAGAGUUUGCACGGCAAUAAUGUUAUGUUGGGUGUGGGCAAUGGUAUUCACAAUACCUUGUGCGGUGUUGGGUUGGUUCCGAUAUGGUGAAUACGAAUCGAUGUGUACUUACAAUUUCAGUGGAACGGGCGAUAAAUGGAAAACCCGGGUGAUAACCUACAGUAUUUUCACAAUCGUGCUGUGUGUUCUGCUUCCAUCAACUGUUAUCAUAUACUGCUACUUGAGGAUAAUCGCAGUUGUGCGACAGCAAGGCAGGAGAAUAAAUGCGAUGUCUUCGAGAGACGCAUAUAGCUCAAACUCUGCGGGGCGUCACGCUUGGAGAAAUUACAGAUUAAAAGGAUUUCGAACGAUAACCUUAGUAAUUAUUUUAUAUAUUCUUUCAUGGACGCCUUUCAGUGUUGCCCGCCUUUUAAAAACGGUAACGUGGAACCACAAAAUCGUCCCACCGGCAGCCGACACGUUCGCAAGCGUUAUGUCGUUGUUUAGCACGGCAACUAACCCAAUAGCCUACAGCCUGUUCCGAAGAGACUUCAGGCGAGCUUUUAAGAGACUCUUUCGUCGAGCUUUUUGUAAAAAGCAAGAAAACUAA
Messenger RNA from Porites evermanni, 960 nucleotides. Lineage: Eukaryota; Metazoa; Cnidaria; Anthozoa; Scleractinia; Poritidae. The record is from the annotation of a GenBank genome assembly.